CCUUACGCGCUGCCUGCCAGAGGAACAGUACGAUUGAGUACGAUAUCUGAAGUUCUCUAGUUUUCGUGUGCAUGACGUAACGAGUCUUCUGGUCUAGUUUUUCUUAGUGGCCAUUUUGUUUUCACUACAAGACAGAAUCAGUUUCUAUCCUUAUAGGUGUCCGUCUCUGUCCAUCCAGCCUGGCCAGCGAGGUAACAGAGCCAGCCAGCAUGGAUUCAAAACGACACGAUCGUGGCCCCAGGUCAAACUCAGACUCAUCGCCUGUGCCACCUUCACCUCCUUCGUAUAGCACAAGCUUCACCACGCACGAGAACUACAAAAGCAGAACAUCGUCUCGACGAUCGCAGUCACCUCCUGACUACAGAACUGGCAGAUCUUCACGUAACGACUCACCUCAGGAGAGACGCCGACGAAGGCGCAGCGAUUCCAGAUCGUCACCAGCACGUUCAUCCCAUAGACGUUCGCGUUCAAGCGACAGAGACAACAAAGAUCGUGACCGGGAUAAGGAGAGAUCACGAAAGUAUUCAAGACGGGAUAGAUCGCGAUCGAGGUCGCGUGGAAGAUCACGAUCUAGGGAUAGAAGACGUAGUCGUAGUCGCAAUAAGAGUCGAGACAGGCACAGAUACAGAGAGAGCAGAAGACAUCAUAGAGCACCUUCCUAUGAAUCUGAUACACCUGAAGAUUCUACGGAGAUGAGAGUUCCACAACCAGUAGUUCCUCCACAGCCUAAUGCUUUCAAGAACGAUGGCAGUUUUAUGGAGAUGUUUAAGAAAAUGCAAGAGCAAAUGCAACCUUCACAAAAGCCAGCAACAUCGGUCUUGGAAGAGAAACCUGUAGCUCCACCCCCAUUGAUGGUUGGCAAAAGACGCGGUGGUAGGAUUCUUAAAACUGGAAUGGUAGCAAAGCCAAAGACGGAACAAACAGCAGAGCAACCCAAGGAUGCGUGGUCGUUGUACAUGGCAGAGGUUAAGAAAUAUAGAGAAGUCUGUUGCCAGGAAGAGGACAAUACCAGACCGCUGGUCAAAUAACCAGUCCCUUUUUUUCCAAAGUCUUUCAUCGUCAUUCUUUUCCUAUUAGGGGACACGUGGAUUUAAUUUUUUGCCUUGUUCCCAAUAACUGUACUACAGUGUUAAAUGAUCAAUCUCUAGAGUACGAAGGUGGUAAAGAGAAACAAGCAAGAGGAUAACAACUGUGUUUAGUGUUUAAGUGAUAUCAUACUAUAUAAGAGAGACAAGUGGACGAGAGCGAGAGACAAGCGUAGAGAUUACUUCUUGCAAGAGGGUGGGAAAAUGCAAUUAAUGCGUCUUCCACAAAAUUCUAUUGUAUUACAGAAAUUAAGUAACGUUUGUAUAACUUGUU
This is a messenger RNA of Cephus cinctus (wheat stem sawfly), 1359 nucleotides long. Its product is annotated as cytochrome c oxidase subunit 6B2. Gene Ontology annotation, cellular component: respiratory chain complex IV; mitochondrion. The transcript has 2 exons. The record is from RefSeq and is a predicted model, not a curated record. The coding region runs from base 210 to 1028 and encodes 272 amino acids. Gene Ontology annotation, molecular function: 3'-5' exonuclease activity; 5'-3' exonuclease activity. NCBI's taxonomy places the organism in Eukaryota, Metazoa, Arthropoda, Insecta, Hymenoptera, Cephidae.